Molecule: messenger RNA, 6360 nt
Organism: Chelmon rostratus (copperband butterflyfish)
Lineage: Eukaryota; Metazoa; Chordata; Actinopteri; Chaetodontiformes; Chaetodontidae
Product: flavin-containing monooxygenase FMO GS-OX4
Exons: 8
Coding region: 1416-2849 (477 amino acids)
Molecular function (GO): flavin adenine dinucleotide binding; NADP binding; N,N-dimethylaniline monooxygenase activity
Source: RefSeq, a predicted model, not a curated record
GCGACGGUAUUGAAACGUUAGUCGUGCUCACCAACACAUUGAGCACCUCAGCGUUGUUUCGUUGAGUUCUGCACUGAACGGAGGGACACCGGAACGGACGGAGAAUACGGUACACUACGGUACAGUAUUUUGAAGAUGCCCGCUUUGUCACUUUUAGUCGAGCAACUAUGUAGCAAGCUAUAGCUACAUCAACAAGUUUGCAGCCAUUAACUAUGGGCAUGCGCAGUCUGUGACCUCAGGCACGGGUCGUAACUGUAAGCGAUAAUAACAAGUUCAAAUCAAACUGAAGUUAGUUGGUUAGCCGAUAACCAAGAUAAACGCCUGGAAUAUGUUUUUAAUUUCUGAAUACACUCGGAACAAAUCGUUUUUUGUUGAUUUGUUUGGUUGUGCUCUCUUACACAUCACUGGAAAUCCACAUUAAGUUGAGCUAUAACGUUAAUUUAACUUCAAACAAGCGUAUUAAGCGAACAGCUUGUGUUUUCAUGGCGUUCAGUGUCAGCGGGUCAAAGUCCAGACUUUUUCACACUGACUGGAACUGAAAGGUAAAGUGAGAAAUCGACGUACAUUUACUUAAGUAGAAUAAAGUUGUUCUACUUCAUAUGAAGUUGUUCAAACUAGCAUGAUAUAACUGACAUGUAAUUUAUCAGUCACCGGGGUUGAUUUCUCCAAAAUGCGUAUUUUUACUUUUGAAACACAAGACUUUUUCUAGUACAGGAUCUGUGUACAUCCUCCACCAAAGAAACUGGCUGGUGUUUUGUCUGUGGAGAUUCUCCUUCAUCCAGGUCAUGGUACUUAGGUACAUAGGUUUUUCCAAAAGGCAACUGGACUUGUUUGAGGUUUGAGAAGACUUUUCGCCUCUCAUCCAAAAGGCUUCUUCAGUCGUAACUGACUUGCGGGAGGUCUCAGGUAUUUAUCCUCUUGCUGGGUCAUGGAGCCGCCUAGCUAUAAUGUGAGUCAUUAAGGUCACAUGGGCCAAGGUGUUAUUGGGUCAAUAGACUACAAUGUGUGGGUCCUGGUGUGAAGGGAUGGGGUUUUUCUGCCUGGCCAUCAUAUAAUGCGUCAGGGUCACCUGGCUCUUGGUGUAAAUGGCUGUUGAGCUGCCUGGUGAGGGGUCUGGGUACAACAUUGUAAGUGGCAGAAGUGCUGUCUUAGGCCACCCCCUCAGUUCAGUGAUGGCUUCUUGCACUCCUCUUUCAAACCAUCUGUCUUCCCUGGCCAGAAUACGUACAUUAUUGUCCUCAAAAGAGUGUCCCUUGUCCUUCAGAUGUAGGUGGACUGCUGGGUCUUGACCCGAGGUGCUGGCUCUCCUGUGUUGUGCCAUGCAUUUGUAGAGCGGUUGUUUUGUUUCCCCAGUGUAUAAGUCUGUGCACUCCUCGCUGCAUUGCACUGCAUGCACCACAUUGCUCUGUUUGUGCAUGGGUGUUUUGUCCUUAGGGUGGGCAAUUUUCUGCCUCAGGGUGUUACUGGGCCUGAAAUGCACAGGGGUGCUUCUGACAGUGUUUUGUCAGAAGCGAUGUAAUCACCUCAGUAUCUCUUUCUGUGUCAGGUUGUGGAUGAUGCUGCAGCGGGUGGCGGUGGUUGGUGCCGGGGCGGCAGGACUCUGUACAGCCAGACACAUCCUGUCUCACUUGAACAUCUUCGCCCCUCCAGUGGUGUUUGAGCUCACUGGCAAUGUUGGCGGCACCUGGUGCUAUGAUGAACGUGUUGGGACAUACGACAACGGACGGCCAAUUCACAGCAGUAUGUACAGAGAUCUCAGGACCAACCUGCCUAAGGAGGUGAUGAUGUUCCCUGAUUUCCCCUUUGACCCCCAACUGAACAGCUUCCUGCCCCAUCAGGAAGUUCAGAGGUACCUGGAGAGAUACUGCCAGAGCUACAACAUCCGGCCUCACAUCAGGUUCAACACAGCGGUGGAAAAAGUGAAGCCUGUUGUCUUGACGACCGAGGGCGAGGAGGCGAGGACAACAUGGGAGGUGACCUCGUCUGAUUCAUCAGGUUAUGAGAAAACAGAGACCUUCGACACAGUCUUCGUCUGCUCAGGGCACUACUCCGACCCUCACAUCCCAGACAUACCUGGGAUUGAGAACUUUAAAGGAAAGGUGCUCCACAGUCAUGCGUACAGGUAUGCAGAGCCAUUCUCAGGUCAGUCAGUGGUGGUUCUGGGAGCCAAAGCUUCAGGAUUGGACAUUUCCAUUGAACUGGCCAAAGUUGGUGCCCAGGUGACUCUGAGUCAUGGUCGUCCUCGUUUCACCUUUCCUCUCCCCUCUGGGAUUCAGCAGUCUAGUCCAAUGGUGGCGGUCGAGGAGGACGGCCUCAUUCGCUUCCAGGAUGGCUCUGUGGGUGCUGCUGACGUCCUGAUGUUCUGCACCGGGUACAACUUCAGGUAUCCAUUCCUGGACGCGGCUCAGCUGGGUCUGGAGAUCCAGGACCAUUUGGUGUCUCCGUUGUACCACUUUCUGAUGCCCCCAGCCUUCCCCUCGCUCAUCUUCAUUGGCAUCUGCAAGAUGAUCUGCCCCUUUCCCAACUUCGACUGCCAGGUCCGAUUUGCUUUGGCCGUAUUGGACGGCUCAGUCACUUUACCAUCUGCGACCCAGAUGGAGGAUGAGGUCCGGCGAAACCAGCAGGAAAAGGUGAAGCAAGGAGUCCAGCAGCACCACCUGCUGAUUAUGGAACAGCAUCAGUGGGAUUACUGCCAGAUGCUGGCUCGCACCGCCGGCUUCCCGCCGCUGCCGCCAGUCAUACGCAGCCUGUAUGAAGAGGUGAGGCGGCAGCGACAAGUUGAGCCCGAAAACUAUCGGAGAAUCAACUAUAGGUGGAUCAGUGACACCCAGUGGGAGGUGAUCAACUGAUGAAUUGAUGGAGAUGAAAAGUUAAACAGCAGGUGCAAAAAAUCACAAAAACACCAUGUGACACAAUACAACAGCUUCAUACAACUUGUUGAUACACCUAAAUCUGCUUUAAAAAAAAAAAAUCUAGUUAAGUGUCUUAUAUUCAGUGUUUAUGGAGGUCUUCUGUUUGCCAGUUGCAGCACUCAGCAGCACUCCAGACGUAAUUACACACUGUCUUGAAUUUUACAUGAGCUCCACUGACAUGAAUGAAUCACCAGCACUCCAACAGAUGAAGUCAUGUUUUUUAGCCACUCUAGCAGCAUGGAUCUCAGGAUGAUGGAAGUUGCUGGUCAGUCGGUUGGUCCACCACUCUAGCCCAGACUGAAAUAUGCCAACAACCCCUGGAUGGAUUGCUGUGGAAUUUUGCAUGAACAUUCUUUGUUCCCAGAUGAUGAGUCCUGCUGGCUUUGAUGAUGACUUGUCCUCUUCCGCCACCAUGAGGUUGAAAUCUUUUGGUUCAGAUAGAAAUAUCUUAACAGCUGUUGGAUGGAUUGACAUGAAACCUGGAUCAAACGUUCAUGUUCUCUUCAGUAUCAGUUGUGAUAACUUUGGUGAACCUCUGACAUUUAAUUUAGAAUUUAAUUUACCCUUGAUGGGAAUUCACUGCAUAGCUACAGAGCCUAUGAACGUAGCUGCCAUUCUCCUCUGCAAAAACGUAACUACAUGUUGGGGCUGCAGCGGCUACGUGGAGCAUGACUGGUCAACAUGAAGCAAGUUGACGAAAGACUCUGUUAUCCGCUGCUUUUCACCAAUGCACAACUAGCAAAGACAUCUUCCUGCAAACUGUCUGUCCACGAUCAUGCAAAGUCGACAUGAUUACUUCCGCGAUUGAUUGCACAGCGGUAUGCUGUCACCUCGUGUCAGUUAAAAAUGCAGUUUUAGUCUUGGUACUUUUCUCCUUAACUGUUGUUGAUUGCAUUUCUUGAACUUCAUGAUCACUCAAUGGUUAAAAUGUGUUCUGCCAUUAAGUAAACAACUUGACCGUACUGGAUCUGGAUUCGGGCCAACACUUUACUGAUUGUAUAGAUCUGUGCUGUUGGGUUGUAGAUGUGUGUGAAGCCUCCAUGUUUACAAUUUGUUACUUUGCAGCAACAUCCAUAUUUGAAACAUUGUAGUCACCACAAGCUCUUUGGUUCUGCUGAUAUUGCGCUUCAGGUAAUUGUUGUUGCACCAUGUGAUGAAGCUCUCUAUUAGCCCUCUGUACUCCUCUGGAAAAAUAGUCUCUAAGUGAAGACAUCAUGUUUUUUUCUGGAAAUUGUUCACUGGAAUUCAACAAGUCAAUACAGUGAUAAGUUCCAUUUCACCAAAAAUCCACUUCAUACCUUUAACCUUUCCUCACCAAAGUCUUCACUACAUAUAAGAGUCUGGAUGUUGAUGUAAACUGUAACUUGACUGGUUGGCAGAGGCAAAUAAAUGCAAGACGAUAAAUUAUGUUCAGGUCAUGAAAAAAAGAGUAAAAAUAGAGACUAAUAAUAAAUUAAGUGUCAGACGCCCAGCAGUGAUCUCAAUGUUCAGUUUAUUAAUCAUUUCUGGGCCUGAACGGAUCUACAUGUUAACCAUGAACGAGGCCGAGGACACAGAGAGCUGAUGUCAACGACAGACUUUAAUCCAGAUAUUGUGCCACAAAACGUCAAAAUACACAAGUCAAAAAUAUGAGGUCUGACUUCACGGACUGACCUGAGCUCAAAAACAACAACAACAUCACAUGAAGCAGGAACGUGCAGAGUGUUGCUCUUUGAUGGAGGUGCAGGUCAGCAACAUGGCUGCCAUUCAGCGUUUUACAUGGUAUUGAGUAUCACCUUAUCUUAAGAAUCCCAUUUAUUUAGUACACAUUCCAGGAUUAAGUGAAGGUGUGUCCUAACGAACAUGAGAAAAUAAUGAUGAAGUCAGCAACCUGUUAAAACUCAACAGAACAGUUAGAGUUUAUGUCACGGAGUCAAAGGUCAACUUUCUAGUUUCUGGCUAACGGCAGGAUAGGGUGCAUAUUACAAACUUUGAGUAAGUCUUUAAAAUGGGUGUCAUUUGCCUUUAAGCCUUUCAUAUCACAAUUUCAUGUGGACAAAAGUGAGCCUUUAUUUCAUUUCUUUUGCCACAGAGCAUCUUAUGUGAAGAUAAAUAAAAAACAUUCACAGGUUCCAGCUUCUAAAAUCUGACAAUUUUCUGCCUUCCAUGUCUUUUAUCAUUACAAACUAAAUAUCUUUGGGUUUUUGGACUGUUGGUUGGGAAAACAACAUUUGAUUGCAUCUCGUUGUACUGUUGGAGCAUUCUCCACCAGAUUUUGACAAUUAAUUUUAUAUGAAAGAUUAUGAAUUUAAGAAAAAAAAAAGGAUUGAUUAACUGAUCAAAAUAAUUGGUAAUUUUAUAGUAACAGAAAAUGACACAUGUAAUCAAGACUUUGAUAAACUGUUGCUUCAUAACAUCAUUGCCAAUUAAACAUCACAAAGAGAGCAAAAUGUCUAUAUAUUUAAGAUUUAUUACUUUUUUUAUGUUAUUUUGUGAACAGCUGCUUCAGUUCUGUUGCACUUUACAUUGUCGGGCCAUAAUGUCCAUGAAAGGACACUCAGAAAUCAACCAUAUUUAGUCUGCAUACUGUCUGAUUUGAAUAUACUGCAUUUGGCCACGUUUCCAGUAUGAAUUGAACACAUUAUUCAAAUCCUGUAGUAGUUUGACUGCUACAGCCAAAGCCACGAGUAUAUCCAUGUAUCUCAGUCCAGAACCGAAAUAAAAGCAUGUUAAAUGUAAUUGUGUAAUUGUGUGUAAGGAGGACAAAUGAUGGUAAUAAUGCUUUCAAUUUCAGGAAAUUAAUUUAUUGAAGGGCACAAUUUUAGUCUUCUGAGGACAUGAAGAGAAUGAGUGGACAAAUUACUGACUUAAAAGGACAAAAAUGUAAUUGGAGUUAUUUAGUGAAUUAGUCAUUUGAGAGUAGUUGAUUGAAAUAAACGCCCCCCUCUGACAAUCCACACAUUUCUGAUUCAGGAAUUACUGUUUAAUAUUCACAGAGUUAUGAGGUCUUGCUAAACAGGAUGUCUACAGUUAGUUUUAUAUGAUAGCUCAGUGUGUCUGUUUGACUUGACUCAAUCAGUCAAAAACUGUCAAGUGAUUAAAUCUGCCAUCACAUGUCUGUAUAUACAUUUUCUAAUUUCUGACAAAGCCGGAAAUUCAGGAAAAGUUGGCCUAUCGAUAAAAGCAAAAUGUGACAGUGCAAGGGCGUUAAACUCAUCAGAUCUGUGUGGAGCGAUGAGGAGACUGUAACCUUCCUCACAUUAAUGAAACAGAAAUGUCUUUUCCAUCAUGUUUUCUACAUGGUUUUCCAUUGUUUGUGCUUUGACUGGAGCUCUUUUAAAGACACCGUCAACCAUAAACCAAUUCCUAAUAUUCACAUAACAGUAGCGGAUGGAAACAUGAUUUAAUUCACAUUUUCUUUCUGCCAAUUUCCUGAACAAAUUCUUGCUAAAAUUCAUUUAUUUGCUCU